AUGAAUGACAAUGUCCCUCGGGAUAAAUUCGCGAAACUUUGGGCCAUAGUACUGUUUUUGGACAAAUAUGGAGUAGAAGCUCGCGGUAUUGAGCGCGUUCUUCCAGACGAGAGAACGCAGACUUCUCCUUUGGCACCGUUCUGGAUGUGGCUAGCUGCAAAUAUGACAAUAUCAACAUUUGCGAUCGGAGUCUUAGCACAAUCCAUCUUCUUCCUCGGACUCAAAGAAGCUGCUCUUACCAUCAUAUUCUUCAAUUUGUUAUGUACUCUUCCUGUCGCGUACUUUUCCACAUGGGGACCAAAGCUUGGGCUUCGUCAGCUCACCUUAUCGCGAUUUUCUUUCGGAUACGCCACCGCACAGCUUCCUAUCGUGCUAAAUUGUAUCGCGUGUGUCGGUUGGUCGAUUGUCAACUCUAUUGUGGGUGCUCAGACAUUGCGCGCCGUGAGCACGUCACACCAGAUACCUACCGCGGCAGGAAUUGUGGUGAUUGCGAUCCUCACUAUCGUGGUCUCGUUCAUGGGCUACCGUGUGGUGCACCUCUAUGAACAAUACUCUUGGAUACCGGUGGUGGUCAUAUUUUUUAUCUAUCUGGGUCAGAUAGCGCGAUUUGCCGAGAGCGAUUUCGGGGGUUCAGGUAGUGUUGAAGCUGGUAAUGUACUGUCCUUUGGUGCGACAGUCGCUGGAUUUGCUCUUGGAUGGACGAGCUUGGCCGCAGAUUACACUGUUCGUAUGCCAGAAGACAUGUCUUCAUACAAGAUAUUUUUCUGGACAUAUCUCGGUCUCAACACUCCGCUUAUUCUCGUUGAAAUUCUUGGUGCCGCAGCCAUGACGACUUUCGCCCAAAAGACAACAUGGGAAGACGCCUACAACGAUAAUUCCGUGGGUGGUCUUUUGGGUGCCGGUCUAGCAGGACCAAUGGGCGGAUUCGGGUCCUUCCUACUGGUGCUUCUAGCAUUGAGUAUCGUGGCUAACAACAUUCCCAACAUGUAUUCCUUGGCUUUGACUUUCCAGAAUUUACAUCCCUAUGCCCAAGCGAUACCCCGUAUCGUUAUUGUGAUUUUAGGGAGUGUUGUCUACAUCGUCCUCGCAAUCGUUGGCGCAAGCCAUUUCGAAGAAUGGCUAGACACCCUUCUUGUCAUUCUCUCCUACUGGCUUGCGAUCUUCUCAACUAUCCUCAUCGAGGAGCACCUCAUCUUCCGCAAGGGCAAAUGGUCAAAUUACGUCCCCGACGAUUUCAACAAUUGGAGGAAACUCCCGCUUGGCGUUGCCAGUUUCCUAGCUUUGGGAUGCGGUGUAGCAGGUGCUGUUUUAGGCAUGGCUCAAGUAUGGUAUGUAGGUGUUAUUGGACGCAUGAUUGGCGAUCCAGAAUUCGGUGGCGAUAUCGGUUUCGAACUUGCGUUUGCCUUUACCGCCGUCACAUACCCUCCCUUACGAUAUCUAGAAAAGAGAUGGUGGGGCUACUAG
Molecule: messenger RNA, 1464 nt
Organism: Lentinula edodes (shiitake mushroom)
Lineage: Eukaryota; Fungi; Basidiomycota; Agaricomycetes; Agaricales; Omphalotaceae
Product: permease for cytosine/purines, uracil, thiamine, allantoin-domain-containing protein
Exons: 8
Coding region: 1-1464 (487 amino acids)
Biological process (GO): transmembrane transport
Cellular component (GO): fungal-type vacuole membrane; plasma membrane
Molecular function (GO): transmembrane transporter activity
Source: RefSeq, a predicted model, not a curated record